AUGCGCGCGCUCCCCAGUGGCCGCGCGGGGCAGCCCCUUGCCCCUGGACUGCGCGCCAGCGCGCAAUGGCGGGCGCACAAGCGGGCAAGGUGGAUGGCGUCGGGACGCGCGGGGUGGCAGGGGCUGCGCGUUUGGACGUCUGCCGCGGUUCGGCUGCGCGGGGGGAGGCGGGGAGGGGCGCGCCCUGUGAUACAGGCUGUCACUCCCAGUGUGAGUGUCAAGCCCCAGCCAGCGUUUGAGCAUCGCUACGGCCUGCCAAUCGUCCGCGAGUAUGCCAAGUACCACGAGAUACUUCGCGAUGUGCGCACUGAAAAGGUGAAAGAAAUCCACUGGUUCACACAAGAGGAUGAAUAUGAGGUGGAGGGCCCCUGUCUGAUCGAGUAUAAGGAUGGGAGUAUCAAGCAGGGUCACAUACCUCCGAGCGACCUCAGGAUACCCUUUGCCAUGAAUGCGCACAAUGUGAAGGGCACUGCCCUUAGGCCUGUGCCAGCGCCUGAGGAGCUGGACCCCCCUGUCCCACCCUCAGAAAGGAUGCUGGAGUUUGUUUCAAAGGUUUUGCCGAUCAUAGGACUCAUAGCAGUGUAUGCAGCUGUCCACUAUAUGGCUUGGCUUCGAGGGGACAUGGAUGACAGGCGCAAGAUACGGCAAAAGGAGAAGGAGGAAGCACGGAGGCUGAAAGAGGAGAUCAGCCAGGAGCAGAGGGAGGAGGAGGCAGAGACGCUGGCCAUGAUGGGCUGGGACGCAGAGGACAUCAUGGAGGAGCUGGGUCGGAAGGGCAUAGAAAUGGACAAAGGCUAUGUCGAGCGCCUUGUCAAGCGGUCCUCAGCCAAGCUGGGCUAG
This is a messenger RNA of Ostreobium quekettii, 840 nucleotides long. The record is from the annotation of a GenBank genome assembly. NCBI's taxonomy places the organism in Eukaryota, Viridiplantae, Chlorophyta, Ulvophyceae, Bryopsidales, Ostreobiaceae.